UGGAGGGAGGGUGUCUCUCUUUGAAGUCCUUUCUCUCCGAGUCUGGGGUUGGGGGAGGCGUGGAAACGGCGCACCCCGGUCAAGAGAGACAGCGGUCUCUCUUCGAUCCCCACCCGCUGUUGAAAGGCGCUGCCUUGGAAGGGCCCUGAGGAAGGCAAUGACUGAGUACAAACUGGUGGUAGUAGGAGCUGGGGGUGUUGGAAAAAGUGCCCUGACCAUCCAGCUUAUCCAGAAUCACUUCGUAGAUGAAUAUGAUCCUACUAUUGAGGAUUCUUACCGCAAACAAGUUGUUAUUGAUGGAGAGACUUGUUUGCUAGACAUCUUGGAUACGGCAGGACAGGAGGAAUAUAGUGCCAUGAGGGACCAAUAUAUGAGAACUGGGGAAGGCUUUCUUUGUGUGUUUGCCAUUAACAACAGCAAAUCAUUUGCAGAUAUAAAUCUUUACAGAGAGCAAAUUAAAAGAGUGAAAGAUUCAGAAGAUGUACCAAUGGUAUUAGUGGGAAACAAAUGUGAUUUACCAACAAGAACAGUAGAUACCAAGCAGGCUCACGAAGUAGCAAAGAGUUAUGGUAUUCCAUUCAUUGAAACAUCUGCCAAAACAAGACAGGGUGUUGAAGAUGCUUUUUAUACACUGGUUAGAGAAAUCCGUCAGUAUCGAAUGAAAAGGCUCAACAGUAAUGAAGAUGGGAAUCAAGGCUGCAUGGGGGUGUCGUGUCUUGUGAUGUGAUGAGCUGCCUUUGAAUCAUCCAUCCAAGUUCAAAGUUGAAUCUUAAUUCCACUGUGUUGCAUUUCAUGACGAUGCCUUGGCCAGUAUCAUGCAAGUUGCCAAUUGAUUAAUACUAAAACAUUCUAUCAGCACCAGAAGAUACUCUUUCUGAACAUCUACCUCUUUGCUCAGUUGAGCAUGCAAAGAAAGUCUCAUAUGUUAUGUGUGCGAUAUUUCACUUUCCUUUCUUAGGUAGGUUCAAACAGAGAAACUGAUUAUAUGGGAACUAUAGAGGCCAAAUGCCUUGAAAGAAAUAACAUCUCAUUUUCUGGAAAGAAGGCUGGAAUGAAUUGUGAUCAUGCUAUUCUGAAAAAGCCAUUACAUAGCAUUGUACGGUAACAUACUUGAUUUCCUGUAUACCAUUUUAAACCAGGAUAAUAUUUCUUAUACUAUGUACUUAAAUAUUCCUAUUGUACAUUAGGUUAAUCACAUCUAGUCUAACCUCUUUAAUUCUAGCCUUUUUAUAACAAAAGUAAAAUUAUUUGAUUAUCAAGUGCCUCUACAAAGGCAAGCUAGACCUUAAGCCUUAUCAUGCUGUUUGCAGCUCUGGUUCCUAGCUGACCCAUCCUGAAUGUUUUAAGCUGACUCAGUUCAUUGGUCUGUGUUAACCCAGUAUUAUCUAUGCUCAGCUUUAUUGUCUUAUCUUUCCCAAUGAACUGUAUGUGGGAACUUUUGCAGAAGAUAUUUACUAGCCCUGGGCUUUGUCAUUAGAGUUUCUCGCAUCAUUGGCUGAAAAGCACUUUGAGAUUAAGAUUCUCCUGAGGAAAUAGCAGUCAGUUGCUAUUUUCCGGUUUUAAAUAUAAUACAUUCCAUUUACCUUGUGCUUGAAGGUACUGAUGUUUUCAUCAGGACCACUUAUUAGCUGUGGAUACUGUCAACAGCUGCUACUCCAUUAUCGGUCGUAAAACAUGGCUGUGUGAAGUUUGUGUAGAAAAAAAAUCUGUUUUAUCCCAGCUAUUUCUGCACUUCUAUUUUUAGUUAAACUUGUUUACUCAUUUGAUACCUUUGUCAAGCACAGUGUCUUUAGACUUACUAGUUAAGAAAUGUAUUUAGGGAAUCAACUUCAUUGGCAUUAUUCAUUUUGAAAGCUCUCUCCAGGCUACUGCUGUGCAGUGAAACUAGAGGUGAAGAGCUAGGGUAAAAUGGAACUAGAGGAGUAGAGGAUGAAUGUAAUUUUCCUGCUGCUUAAAAGUAGGAUUAAAUCGAUACUGUACAUUUAUCCUUACAAAAUAUGGAGCUGGAUUCCUCAGUAGCCUCCAUACCUCUAUCAUAAAAGAAAAGGAGCUGUGAGUUUUCCUUUCUCUAAUGCUGAGGAGUAGUUGAUUGGAUUACUAUUUAUAUGAUGUAUCCAAAAUCUGGUCCUGAAUCCCAUGUAUGUGUAUCAUCUCACUUUUAAGUAAGUGGGUGAGUGAACUGCCUUCACUGAAAGUAGAUGCUUAAAAUGAUGUGAGGUGAUAUAAAAGCUGUCUGUGUGACUGUUUUACAUAUCUGAUUAAUGUGGUUAUGUAUAGAAGCACAGAAAUGACUUCAAUAGAAAUUGAGUUUGUGGUCAUUAAAUGGUUUACUGGUUUACAAUAUUGCCAUUUUACUGUAUACAUUCUAAAUUGGAUAGAAAACCACUAUCCAACUUAAUCCAAACUAUCUAAGUACCAAGUAAGAAAGUUGGCAUAUUAUUUCCUAAAUAUAUACCGUAUUUUUCAGAGUAUAAGACACACUUUUUUCUCUCCUAUAAGAGGCUGAAAAUUUGGAUGCGCCUUAUAUUCCGAAUGUAGCUUUUUUUCAGUCCUAACGAGGCAGUAGCUAGUGAAGCGAUCUUCAUGGUUUGUCUGCUUUUCUCAUUGUUUCUCUCUCCAAAGAUUAAUUGUGCUUUAGAAGCUGUUUUUUAUUCCCCAAGCGGGAUAAAAACGGACGCUAGCCAGAUGAAUACCUGAUAGGCAGAUUUUUUUUUCCUAUUUUCCUCCCAAAAACUAAGCUGCGUCUUAUAGUCCGAAAAAUAUGGUAACUUACCAUAAUGGAUCAUUUCAGGUAUACUUGAUCUGAAGCUAAUUUCAUACAGUAUUACAUAGGACCAUACAAUAAUGUGUUCAUAUGCUUUACUGCUGGCUAAUGUGUUAAUUUUAAACCAAGCAAAACACUCAUUUGCUCAAGAAAUUGUGUCACCUGAGCAAUAAAUUGAUACUGUUUAAAGUCCCUUUGCAUGUUGCUUAAUGCUACAUAGCAUUUAGUUUUUUCUUAGUGUGAUUCGUUUGUUCUGUGGUAGAUAUGUGGCAUAUACACUGGUGAAGAUAGUGAAAUGUCCUUAAUUUUGUAAGUCAGCCAGCUGUGUAAAUUACAGGAGCAUUACUGCAGAACAUGGGACUGCCUAAAUAGAAGUACAGCAGAUUGUUGGGCUUAAAAGAAUUAUUGAGAAAUCACAUUUCUUGGUUAGCAUUUGCAAUUUGGAAAUUGUAAUUCCAGGAGCCUGAAUAUAAAAUGUCAUUUGUGGCUCAGUGUUCUGCAUGUUUGUCAAUGAAUCUGAAAAGCACAUAGUAAUAUAUUUAUGGUAUAUAUUACUUAUAUAUUACCAAAUAUAUGGUAAUUUUCCAUCUGGGGUUCACUUGUAUUAAAUAAUGUUUCAUUACAAGUGAGACAUAGGUUAAUUAAGAAGCAGUUUGUAGAAUGAAGUAGGUGAAAUCAGCUAAUUUGGGUGAUGGAAGCAAUUUUCAAACACCUGUUUGCUUCAGCAUGUAAAACGUUUAUCUAAAAGUUGGUAACAUUUGCAAUUCUCACCGUCUUUCAGUUCUUGAAAUUUCCUCCACUUACAUUUGUAUUAUAUACAGAGGAUGUUGUAGUGGCUAACCUGGGCCACAACAAUAUAUUAUUCAUGAGUGGUAUCUGCUAUCUUCUUCAGAUCACGAUUUGUCUCUUUCUGUAACGCUAAUUAUAAAAGGGAGUCAGUGGAGACCAUUUGAAAAAACAUACAGAAGUGACAAAUACGAAGCUAAAUGUCAUAUACGCAUAGUCCUUGACUUACAGCCACAAUUGAGCCCAAAAUUUCUAUUGCUAAGCAAAGCAGUUAAGAGAGUCAUAAAGUCACUUUUUUCAGUGCCGUUGUAACUUUGAACUGUCACUUACAACCAAUCACUAAAUGAAUGGUUGUAAAUUGAGGAAUUUAGGAAAGCAAGCACAUAGAUUAAUCUAUAGAUUAUUUCUAUAGCAUUAUUGCUCACAAAUUAUCAUGAACAGAUCUAUAACUAAAAUAAGUGCAUAGUCUUGAAUAAGAGUAAGGUACAUGCUGAUAGUGUCUGUUGGUUGCAGAUUUAAAAAGUAGUGUCUUAAAAUAACUUUUACAACCAUAUUCUUCAGCUGAUCAGGGAUAUCUUUGUUAUUUUAGAAAAGAAUCUCACAGAUUCAUGUAAAUCUGCAGAAGCCCUUGCCAAAACAAGUUGGAUUUUUAGUUUACUCUGCUCAUAACAUUAGAUAUGGGAAAAAAAUCUAUUGCAAGCUGGGCUUCCACUUACAGGUCCUUGUUUUUCUUCUAACUGAUUAUAAUAAUGCUGUUAAAAUUACACUAAUAAUUUGUUGCAGGUGCCAUACAUAUUAAUUUUACUGGACUAUUGAACAGAAAACAAGAUUACAGUGUUUAAUAUGCUUAAUAUUUUAAAACAUUUUCCAUUACUAAAAGGAUAUGCCUGAUACAGCAGGAUAGUACUAUGCAAACUUAGACAAAAUAGUGAUCCUUUUUAAAGGAAAUGGUUUCCUUUACAGGAUGAAUGGCUUCUGUAAGUUGCCUGCUGGGUCAUGUGUGUAUUGUCUUGUUUAAUGUUUCAGAAUGUUUAAUAUACUGUUUCAGAAAUAUUUGUGCCCAUAUGAAAAUGUAAUUGACCCACUGAAUCUUAUGGUCAGUUUCUUCUGUUACCUGUUAUCUGUGAUUUAAAAAAAUACCUCUACUGAUCUCUAAACUUUGAUAAGAUACAUUUGGACUGUUUGAAAACAAAAGUGCCUUUGUUGCCUAAUAAAUUUGAAUUCCUGGAAAUAUAUGUACAAUUAGAAAUUCCCAAUCACAGCAAGUGACAGCAAUUUGCCAAUUUUGGUUAAUUUUGGAAAAGCUAAGCAGGGUUGAAUGGAAUUAGUAUCACAAGACUAUUUAGAUAAAAAAUUCAACAAACCCUUUUACCCACUUUCAUACUAUUGCCAUAUAGCCAUCGGGAGUCAAACUUCACUAGAGAGACUUUAACAAUUUCAUCUUUUUAAUGUGAGCAUAAAAUACCAGCUAGUCCCUUACUCAUCUAUUAUAAUAUAUGAUAGAGCCUAGACAUGGUUAGGCUCUAUUUUCCAUGGACAAAACAAGAAUGAAUGGCAAGAUGCUGUGUAUAUUAGUGAAGGUCAUCAUUGAUAAAACAUUGGAGUCAAGAUUCUGAUCAUAAUUCAGAGGCAGCUAAAAAUAAUUCUUAACUUCUGGAGCUGAUAUUCUCUCAAGUUAUGUUUGUUUGGAUAACAAAGUGACUUAUUUUAAGAAUGCUGUAAUAUUUGCUGUAACACCUGAUUUCACUUUUUAGUUAUACUUAUUUUUAGGUCUCAUAACUGAAUACCACAAUUAAUAUAGGACAAUAGAUGCUAUGUGGAUUAAAAAAAAAUGGGCCAUGCUUCCAUUGUAUGGUAUUUCAUGAACUUACUCUGGAUUUCCAGACCACUAAAUGUUAAAGGUUGACAUAUUGUCAAAGCACUAAGUCUAAUUCCAUUGUAAUGUAAUCAUUUUUGAAUGUGUUUAAGCAAGCAGUGUUUUUUUUCCCUAAAAUAUACAAAUAUUUCUU
Ahaetulla prasina is the source of this 5559-nucleotide messenger RNA. RefSeq names its product NRAS proto-oncogene, GTPase (gene NRAS). Bases 158 to 727 code for a protein of 189 amino acids. The record is from RefSeq and is a predicted model, not a curated record. Gene Ontology annotation, molecular function: GTPase activity; GTP binding; GDP binding. Gene Ontology annotation, cellular component: plasma membrane. The transcript has 6 exons. NCBI's taxonomy places the organism in Eukaryota, Metazoa, Chordata, Lepidosauria, Squamata, Colubridae. Gene Ontology annotation, biological process: Ras protein signal transduction.